AAGGGCCACAUGACAAGGAUCUGCUGGUGGCCUCCAGGAGCUGAGAGCCACCCUUGGCCAACAGCUACCAAGAAAAUAGGGACUUCAGUCUAUGAUCACAGGAACUGAAUUCUCCCAACAACUACAUGAGCUUGGAAGAGGACCCCGAGCUUCAGAAAGGAACGUUGACCAGCUGACACCUUAAAUGAAGUCUGGUGAAACCUUGAGUAGAAGACCCAGCCAAGCUGUGCCUGCAUUCCUGACCCAUGGAAUCUAUCCUUGCCAGCGUCAGCCUUGAAGAAUUCUGCAUCUGGUUUGCAGCCCAACAAGCUAAGGAAUGUGAUUCAUCAAGAUUUUUUGGUUGAGGCACAGAUGCCAGGAAGUAUGGCCCCCCUCAAGAAGACUGGAAAUACCACAAGGUUGCCCCUGGCUUUAAACCCCCUGAAGAGCAAGGACGUGUUGGCAGUGCUGGCUGAGAGGAACCAGGCUAUAGUACCAGUUGGGGCAUGGGUGGAACCCGCCUCACCACAUAGUUCGGAAAUCCCAGCGUCUACUUCAGCAUAUAUGAUUGAAGAGGAGCUAAAGGAAGAGCUAAGAAAAAAACAAGAAGCUUUGAGGCGUUUUCAGAGACAAGUCAAACAUCGAGUAAAUCAACAAAUUAGGCUGAGGAAAAAGCAGCAGCUUCAGAAGUCUUACGAAGCAGCAGAAAAAGAAAGCUCUAUAGCCAUGCAGUCUUCAGAUCCAGCACACUUAACUCCUAAAAGAACAAGUGUUUUUCCAAACAAUUUGAAUGCUGCUAUUGGAAGUGCUAGGUCACUCCUUUCUGAGAUGCUUGGGGAUGGAAUAGAAGAUAGAGAGAAUCAGAAUGAAUUAUUCCUACAACAAGCCCAGGCUCUUAGUCAAACCAUGAAACAGGCACGUCACCAGUUGGCAUCCUUUAAAACUGUGAGUAAAAAUGCAUCAGUGUUUCCAGAUGGUAGAAGGAAAAGCUCUCCCACCCAAGAGGAACCUGAGUCUGAGGAGUCUUCAUCUAUUACGGUAGACAAGAAAGGGAGAGAGAAUUUGUUUUGGGAGGGCUGGCAGGAUCUCCUUUGUGAAGACAAGGACAAACCUUUCAGCAGAGUUCAGAAAGUACACUUCAAAAAUCCAUUAUUUGCUGUGAUGGAAGAGAAAGAACUAGAACGGUUAGCUCUUCAGGGCCUUCAGGAUAUUCUGCCAGAAACCCACGAUUAUCUUCCAGAAGCCCAAGGUGAUCUGCUGGAAACCCAGGGUGAUUUGACAGGAAUCCAGAGUGUUGAGCUGGAAGCCCAGAGUAUUGAGCCAGAUACCCAGGCUAUUGAGUUGGAAGGCCAAGCCAUUGAGCCCAAAGCCCAGGCCAUUCAGCCUAAAGCCCAGGAUGUUAAGACAGAAACUCAGGGUAUUAUGCUGGAAGCCCAGAGUACUGAACCAGAAGAUGAGAGAAUUGCAUUGAAAAUCCAGGAUUUUCAACCCCUAAAUCAGGCUUUUCUCCCCAAAGACCAGAAUAUUCUACCCACAUAUCAGGACCAAGCUUUUCGACCCAAAGACCAACAUGUUCUCUCCAAAGACCAGAAUAUUCUGUCCAAAUGUCAGGACCAGGAUUUUCCACCCGAAGACCCGGAUUUUCUACCCAGAGAUCAGAAAGCAAAUUUGAAGGAGCCAGCAUCAAUUUUGAUAGGUGGGAGAGAGAGAGAGGCGUUUCCUCUGGAUGUCCAUCAGGAUCUACACAGGCAUGAAGAUCAGGCCUCCAGCAGGGGCAAGAAAGUACACUUCAAGGAGCCAUAUUCUGAUACCACAAAUGAGAAAGGGAGAGAAGACUUUUCUCUAGCAGGUUAUCAGUAUCUGCCUCCCAAACUCCAGGACCAGGCCUGCAUCAGAGAUCAGAACAUGUUUCUCGAGCAACCAUCAUCUUUUAUGAGAGAAGAUGGAGAUGAAUUGCCUCAGGAGUAUCAUCAGUUUGUUAAACAUAAAAUCCAGGACCAAGCCUCUUCCAGAGAACAGAUAGAGUGGAACACGAACAAGUGUCUCAAGCAACCCUCAUCUUUUGAGAAAUGGGAGAUUGAAAGAGGAAUUUCUCCUGGAGUGCCAUCGAGCUUAUACUUCAGGCAGCAGCCAUCUGUUGGGACAGCUGAAAGAUGGCGAGAGGAUUUGCUUCUGGAUGGCCCUCAGCAUCUGCCACCCAAGCACCAGAGAGAGGCUUCCAGAAGAAGACAGGUUUAUGAUGAAUAUCAAUCAGGAUUGAACACUGAAUUCCAAACUCCACUGGCACUUCAGUCUGGAGUAGAUCAAGAAGAAGACAAGAAAGAGCGUCAAAAGCAAUACCUGAGAUAUAGACGACUUUUCAUGGAUAUUGAAAGAGAACAAGUAAAAGAACAACAAAGGCAAAAAGAACAUAGGAAGAAAAUUGAAAAAAUUAAGAAAAAGAAAGAGCAGCAACGUUAUGCUGAAGAGCAGAGGAUACUAAGAAUGAGUUUUCAUAAAGAGCCAGAUUCAGGGGAGAAGAUGAGUGAGAUAUUAGCCCAGCUACAACUUGAGGAAAUAACAGGAGCCAGAGAAAAACAGCAACAGAGAGAAAAGGAAUACCAGAGAUAUGUAGAAGCUUUAAGAGCCCAGAUCCAAGAGAAAAUGCAGCUGUAUAAUGUUACUUUACCUCCACUAUGCUGCUGUGGUCCUGAUUUUUGGGAUGCUCAUCCUGAUACCUGUGCCAACAAUUGUAUUUUCUAUAAAAACCACAGAGCGUAUACCCGGGCACUACAUUCAGUCAUCAAUUCCUGUGAUAUCCCUGAGGGGAACUCAGCUCUUCGAGUCGCCAUUCAUAAUUUUGCUUCUGCACACAGACGGACUUUGAAAAAUCUGUAAAAAGAAUCUGAAGUCAACUGGUAGUAUUUCAACCUUCACUUAAAAUCAAUCCUGAGAGAUUAUUUAAGAAAAGCUGUUAAAGUGUAUGACAUGUGUAAUCCGGAAAGAAAGACUGUCCCACAUAACACCUGUCUCUGUAAUUUAGAGUGUAACAAUGGUUUCAGUCUCUGCCUUGAGACCAAGAUUGAUGGUUGACUUCCAAACUUGUUUCUUUGCUGUGAACCAUACUGGAACCCGUUGUUUUAAAAGUGAUCAGUGAGACCAGUAAGGUUUCUCUUACUUUGCUCUGCUCUGAUCAGAAGAGAUCAUGCAAAAUCUUUGAGAUUGUCUCAUUUAUUGUCUUUCUAAAACUGUAUCUUUGAGUCUUGAUAAAAUUGAAAAUGUGUGGAUGAAGUAGAAAAGAUGAUGAAAUGAGUUUCUGAGCAUCAGUGGCCAUCUGUAUUGCUCUUAGCUUUUCUAGUUGUGUGUAACAAUGAGAGAGAAGAAUCUGAAUUUGAUUCACAUUUGUUUCUCAGAAUUUUUCUCUUCUUUUUAAAAAAUUUAUUACCUCUUUCAGUGACAUUGUACACAGGACUUUUUAAUUUUAUAGUUUUUAUUGCAAAAAAAAGGGCAAAUAAACCCUCUGUCAUUUGAGCAUCUUCUAUGUGAAAUAAUUCUGAAUGACAUUUCAAAAAGUGAAUCUGAAGUCAAAGUGAGUAAAGCCCUGCCUUAUUUUCCUAUCUUUCAAAAAUCUGAUAAAUGGCAUACCUACAGGGCAGAUGAAAUAAAAAAUUGCUACAGUUAGGAUGAAUUUGUUAUUUCUUCACACUAUUUCCUGGCACAAAAUAUGAAAAGGUUUAAUAUUGUGAAUUAAAGACAGAUACUGACAGUUUCUUUUUCCUACUUUCUCUAACGAUCAGUGUUGAAGACGCACCUAGGUUAUGUAUCAGAAAAUACCUAAACAUCUAGCCAGGUCAUUGAAAAUAAAGAGUCAAAAUUA
This is a messenger RNA of Equus caballus (horse), 3835 nucleotides long. It is a transcript of the gene CCDC15, whose product is annotated as coiled-coil domain containing 15. Gene Ontology annotation, cellular component: centrosome. Lineage: Eukaryota; Metazoa; Chordata; Mammalia; Perissodactyla; Equidae. The record is from RefSeq and is a predicted model, not a curated record.